GCCUUCCGGCGACCCGGCGACGGACCACGCUCGCGAUCCUCGGUUCCUCCGCCGCCGUAGAGCGACCUCGGAAACGCGGCGUGCGCCGUCGUACUGCUGACGACGCGCGUUUUUCCCGGCCGUGAGCUCCCCGGAUCGCGUCCUCCGGCUGACCUGAGCAUGGAAGUGGUGGCGUCGGCGCCGGGGAAGGUGCUCGUCGCGGGAGGCUACCUGGUGCUGGAGCGCCCCAACGCCGGCCUCGUCCUCAGCACCAGCGCGCGCUUCUACGCCAUCGUCCGCCCGCUCCGCGACGAACUCAGCCAUGACUCCUGGGCAUGGGCGUGGACCGAUGUGAAAGUGACCUCUCCUCAGCUCUCCCGGGAGGCCACCUACAAGCUCUCCCUGAAUAAAUCGACGCUUCAAUUGACGUCUGCAGGGGAAUCUGCAAAUCCUUUUGUGGAACAGGCAGUGCAAUUCUCGGUAGGAGCUGCUAAAGUGACGGUCACCGACAAAGAGGGGAAGGAGGCACUGGACAAGUUGCUUUUGCAAGGUCUGCACAUUACAAUUUUGGGUUGCAAUGAUUUCUAUUCUUAUAGACAACAGAUUGAAGCACGUGGUCUACCUCUAACUCCAGAGGUAUUGCUUUCGCUGCCUCCAUUCUGUUCAAUUACAUUUAAUUCAGAAGUUGCUAAUGGAACAAUGACUGGAGAAAGAUGCAAACCUGAAGUUGCCAAAACCGGACUUGGGUCAUCAGCUGCCAUGACCACAUCAGUAGUUGCAGCUCUUCUUCACUAUCUUGGAGCUGUUAACCUUUCAUGUUUGGGCCAAUCCUCCAGUGACAAUACAGCUGCACGAGAUCUUGACUUGCUGCAUUCUAUUGCACAAAGUGCGCAUUGUAUAGCACAAGGAAAAAUUGGCAGUGGUUUUGAUGUUAGUGCUGCUGUCUAUGGAAGUCAACGUUACACAAGGUUUUCUCCAGAAAUAUUAUCCUCAGCUCAGGUUACAGGCGGGCACAGCAUGCCAGAUGUGGUAGCAGAUAUUGUUACACGGAGUUGGGAUCAUGAGAAGGCUAAGUUUUCCUUGCCUCCUCUAAUGUCUCUUCUUCUAGGGGAACCGGGAACUGGGGGAUCAUCUACUCCAUCAAUGGUUGGAACUGUGAAACGGUGGCAAAAAUUUGACCCUCAGAAAUCCAAGGAUACAUGGAAUAAGUUGGGGAUUGCUAAUUCAAUGCUUGAGAAACAACUGAGGAACCUAAGCAAACUUGCUGAAGAUCACUGGGAGCCAUACGAAUCUGUAUUACGAUCAUGUAGUUGCCUCGCAUGCAGUAAGUGGACAGAGGUGGCUACUGAUCAACAUCAAGAGCUAAUUGUUAGAUCAUUAUUGGCAGCAAGAGAUGCUUUCCUUGAAAUAAGGCUUCACAUGCGAGAGAUGGGCAUAGCAGCUGGUGUUCCAAUUGAGCCAGAAUCACAAACUCAACUUCUGGAUGCCACUAUGAAUAUGGAAGGUGUUCUACUAGCUGGAGUUCCUGGAGCUGGUGGCUUUGACGCAGUUUUCUCAGUGAUUUUGGGUGAUGCAAGUGAUGCUGUAGCCAAAGCUUGGAGCUCAACUGGUGUACUCCCUCUUCUUGUUCGAGAAGAUCCCCAUGGUGUUUCAUUGGAAGCUGGUGACCCAAGAACAAGGGAGGUGUCAACCGCUGUAUCAUCUAUACAAAUUAACUGAUACUGUUGCUGAAUUCUGUUUUAUUAAUUCAAUGUGUUCAUUUGGUGCUCUUUCAUGUACCACUAGCCAAACACGAUAUGUUGAAGAGGCUAUACACUACAUGUCUAAAAUAAGUGCUAUGCACGGAGCAAGAUAGCAUGUUGUGGUAGAUGGAUUAUGGUUUAGUCAUUUAAAUGGUAAAAUGCCUGUAGCCAUGAAAAUGUAGGUGAUAUAAUGUCUAGUUAACCUUCCAAUAAAAUCAAGACACAAGAGCUUGAGCGCUCUAUUCA
This is a messenger RNA of Oryza brachyantha (malo sina), 1967 nucleotides long. Its product is annotated as phosphomevalonate kinase, peroxisomal. Gene Ontology annotation, biological process: isopentenyl diphosphate biosynthetic process, mevalonate pathway. Lineage: Eukaryota; Viridiplantae; Streptophyta; Magnoliopsida; Poales; Poaceae. The transcript is spliced from 10 exons. Gene Ontology annotation, molecular function: phosphomevalonate kinase activity; ATP binding. The record is from RefSeq and is a predicted model, not a curated record. Gene Ontology annotation, cellular component: peroxisome. Bases 160 to 1698 code for a protein of 512 amino acids.